CGAUCACUCAACUUUCUUCCCCCCUUCCUCUUUUCCUGGGAAAAUUUUUAAUUUUGUGCUUGAAUGGUCCUCUACUCGUUCUACACCCCGCUACGAUAUCAUCGUUGUCUUUAUCCACUGUAGUCGCACUCAGAAAUGCUGUCAUUCUUGACGGCCACUGCUUCGAUUGAUCGCCGCCACUCUUCUUAUCGUGUGCUCGCUCUCCGUUAGCCCCUCGUUCCCCUCAACCCCCCGUCAUCCCAUCGGCGCGUCCUUCGCUAGUGAGAGACUCCGCGGAGGGAUGAGUCGUUGAUCUCGACCAUUUUAGAUAAAGAAAAGAAAAAUAACGAAAAGGCAAUUCUGACACGAUGGACAAUUCCGAGGCGACCACCGCCCAACUUCAUUCGCCCGGCGUGCCGAAGAAUAUCCCUCCGAUCCAUCAACAUUCCGACUCAAUGGUAACUGUCCCCUUAUCGGACGUACAAUCGAGUUCCGAGCAUACCCAGCCCGAUUGGCGGUCGCUUGACAUUCCUCAGACCCCGAUCGAAGUUACAUCACCCACGGGAGAGAGCGUCGAGGCCGACGAACCUACGAGUACCACGCCUACACGAGACUCGGAACAACAUAUUCUGCAACCACGGACAUACCGCGCCUCGAUCGUUUCACGAAGUAGCGAAGAAAUCUUCCGUGGCGGGGUCGACGGUGUUGACUGGAGGGAACUGGAUAAAUCUGAAGAGCAAGAACCGCGUGGGGAGGGUUCUGAUGAGUCUACCUCGCUUCUGUUAGCUCGGCUGGAACAGGAGAAUAAUGCUCUGGCAACUGAUCCCAAAUCGGGCUUGCAAGCACAGCAGUUUCGCGGAGUGAGGAAGUCCCGGUCGCAGUCAUUGCGUCAGGUUAAGCAAUUGAUCAACGAUGACCCGCGGUCACUGCGAUACUCCCAGCUUCCGCCGCCCCCGUUGACCGAGCUCGAAUUUUGGGCGGCUCUCGUCUCGGAUUACCCACAGACGGCCCAGCGCUUGCCGACGUUGACCUCGAACAAGAUCCGCAGUGGGAUCCCACCUCCUUUGCGAGGGGUUGUAUGGCCUAGCUUGGCUGGAGCACGGGAUACGACAUUAUUAGCGGAGUACCAGCGACUUUGUGGCGAGACGAGUCCAUACGAAGGAUUGAUCGGGAAAGAUAUCGGCCGUAGCUUCCCCAAUGUCGAGAUGUUCCGCGAUCCGAACGGAGAGGGACAGCAAAUGCUCGCUCGAGUGCUGAAGUGCUUCAGUCUCUACGAUACGAAAAUCGGCUACUGCCAAGGCCUGGGGUUUGUGGUUGGUCCUUUGUUGAUGCACAUGACAGACGCCGAAGCGUUCUGCGUCCUUGUACGGCUCAUGGACCACUAUGACAUGCGCACAUGCUACCUUCCAGAUCUCUCCGGGCUCCAUCUCCGUGUGUACCAGUUCCAAAAUCUUCUCGCCCGUCUUCGUCCGGCUUUAUAUGCGCACCUGGAGUCACUUCACGUCGAGCCGAUCUACGUGUCGCAAUGGUUCCUAUCGUUCUUUGCGGUCGCGUGUCCAAUGCCCAUGCUUCUCCGGAUUUACGAUGUCAUCUUCCUCGAAGGCGCCUGUGAAACUUUAAUGCGAGUGGCGUUAUCGCUCAUGCAGCGCAAUGAGAAAAAGAUUAUGGCAUGCGCGGAAUUUGAAGAUGUCAUGCAGCUUUUGCUCUCGAGGAGUUUGUGGGAUACAUAUGCCUGCCACGCGGACGAUUUCGUCAACGAUUUUGUUUCGUUGACUUCGCUAGUCACCAAGGAGAGUCUCCAGACGUUGGAGGCCAGCUACAACCAGUCGCAAGGAGUGCCGACCGGCAUUUCGUUCCCACAGAUGCAAGCAGCGGCGUCUAGGUUUCUGGGCCGUUUCUGGGCGGGGUCAAGCUCUCACACGUCUGCCAAGCCGUUUACCCUCAACCCCAACCACGCGAGUUCCUCGGCCAGCAUUCGCCGCACCACUUCCAAACAAAGCAUGACUUCGACACUCAAUUCGAUUGAAUCCACGUCGGAUGCUAGCACUGCUCCGACGGAGGUGUCCAGCGAUGUGCCGAAACCGCGUGUCAAGUCUAUGAUGUCGCAGCACAAGGAUCGCGAUCUCCACACGCAGAUCGAAGAUCUGCUCAUGGCACUCAGCGACUUACAGCGACAGCACGCGGACCUCACUCGGGAACUACAACAAGAGCGCGAAGAGCGUGAAGCAGAUCAGGAACUGUCGAAAACGAUGCUGAGUUACAUGAAGGAGCUCGACAAUUCCCCGACCGAUUUGAUCACCAAGGCGGAAGGGCGAUUUGGCGCGACCGAAGCCCCUGCACGAGAAUCGAUCGGCCAAACCAAGCAGCAGCUUCUGGAAGACCUCAAUCGGUGGAAGGAAAUGCAUUCUGUGGAAUCCGGCCGGUGCCAUGAUUUAACGCGCCGGAUUGACGAACACGAGAAGGAGAACACCUCACUGCGCGAGCAGGUACGCGAAGCGCGGGGUCGCAUUCAGGAUGGAUAUCGGGAACGGCAACGGCUCGAACGCAUGUUGCGCGAAUUGCGCACGGCGCGAAACCCCCGAAGUAGUACCGAGACAUCAACGGAUUACGGCUCGCCAGUCAGCGAACCGGGAGAGGGUAUCCCAGGCGGCCUGCGGGAGUUGAGACUGGUCCGCACUAAUUCGCAGAAGAGCACGUUCACGAAGAGGACUAGCAGUCUCGGCUUGCAGAAUUUCCUGUCGACGGAAAACAACAAACCGGCUGCCGACGAAGCCUUGCUGCUCGAAUUGGUUAAUGCGAAGACGGCGGAGGCGGUAGCCAAGCAGGAAUUGGAAGAGAUGAAAGUGAAGAUGGAUGGAAUGAGGAAGUUAAUAGCAGCGUCUCAACGAUCUCCGUCGCAGAACGGUGACCGCAAUUCCAUCGUUCGAUCACCUUCGUCCGCAGGAAGUCUCCAUAAGGCGUCUACGGAGCCCGCUACCGGCGGCGGCGGCUUCUUUGGAUGGGGACGUCGGGCGGCCUCUACCAGCAACGAACAGUAUGCAGAGAAAUAACUGCGGGGAAAUAGGUGCAUAUAUAUAUGGUUGUGUUUGUUUGUACAUUGUCAGGUUGACCUUGCAUGGCGGAGUUGGUGUGGUUGGUGUUCAUGUGUUGGUCUCUUUUGGAAGCAUAUAUCCCAAGUACAAUAGGCUGUAUUCUGGUGUACAUACAUUGAUAUCCGAGGGGCUUGGUGCAUAUUGGAUUGACUUGUAUACCCUCACCUAUGUCGGUUACGCCGAGGUUUAUAAGGACCAUUGAAGAGAAAAGCCGCAGCUUCAGCAUAAAACCGAGAAACAUCCGGGCAGGUUAGGGCUCAGUUACUUCCGACGACACUUCUCCUCUCUCUAACUUAGAU
Aspergillus pseudotamarii is the source of this 3370-nucleotide messenger RNA. RefSeq names its product putative GTPase activating protein (Evi5). NCBI's taxonomy places the organism in Eukaryota, Fungi, Ascomycota, Eurotiomycetes, Eurotiales, Aspergillaceae. The transcript is spliced from 4 exons. The record is from RefSeq and is a predicted model, not a curated record. Bases 348 to 3029 code for a protein of 893 amino acids.